AUCUAGCUACUGGAUGACACGAGUGAGACAGUUCCUUCUUGAGUGGACGGCAUGGAGAGCACUGUAUGACUGAAAAAACAACAUCUCCGCUUGUAGUUCUGUAUAUAUGCUGCUCUCUGGAGUACUCAGUUUAACCUGUGCAUAAGGACAUCAUCCUGAUACUGAAAGCUUCCUCAUGGCAAAUCAUGCGGAUAUAUCAGCGGUGGGGAGGAUUCUUGUCAACCCAAAGCAGGACCUGACAAAGCGCUUUAGAGCACUUUUUACUCUCCGCAACCUUGGUGGACCAGAGGCCAUUACAUGGAUCAGUGAAGCUUUUGUGGAUGAAUCUGCACUUCUGAAGCAUGAGCUGGCAUACUGCCUCGGCCAAAUGCAAGACGAGCGGGCCAUUCCUAUCCUGGAGACGGUCCUGAAAGACACUAAUCAAGAGCCAAUGGUCAGACAUGAAGCAGGAGAAGCACUGGGAGCCAUUGGAAAUCCCAAAGUCUUAGAUUUAUUGAAGAAAUAUGCAGAAGAUCCAGUAAUUGAGGUGGCAGAAACAUGUCAGCUGGCAGUCCAGAGGCUGGAGUGGCUCGUGAAUGAUGGGGAAAAGACAGCAGAGGGGACAGAUGAGAACCCCUACUGCUCCGUAGACCCUGCACCCCCUGCCCCAAGAAAAACUGUCCCAGAACUGAGGGCACAGCUCUUAGACGAAAGCCUGUCGCUGUUUGACCGCUAUAGAGCUAUGUUUGCACUGAGGAAUCUUGGGACUGAAGAGGCUGUUCUGGCUCUUGGAGAUGGUCUUCAAUGCAGCAGUGCCUUGUUCCGCCAUGAGAUCGGCUACGUCUUGGGUCAGAUCCAGCACGAGGCCAGCAUCCCUCAGCUGCAGGCAGCUUUGGAGAAGACCGAUGAGAACGCCAUGGUCAGACACGAGUGCGCAGAAGCACUGGGCUCCAUCGGGAAGGAGGCGUGCUUACAGAUCCUAGAGCGCUACAGGAAGGACCAGGAGCGGAAGAGCACACGCUCAGUGAUUCACAUCAUGCACAUAAUGCUCUGAUUAACUGGCUUUUGACUCGUAUGACAUGUCUGGGUUCUGCAUGCAUAUAUGCUAAAUGGACAUGGGUAUGAGAUCCAUUACUCAUUUUGACUGGCAGUUUGGACAUGUUAAAUGCUUCCAGUCAAAUGAUGUUACACAGGUUUGCUUUUGAAACCAUUUGCUCGUCUCGGGGGAUUAUAUGAUGAAAAUAUAAUUUGCAGAAAAAAUGGCCAGGUGUUCAAAUGUGUUAAUGAUGGAGACCAUUAUUGUACAGCGUUAAAGCUAAAGUAGACUUUGGUCUGGCGUUGCCUAAAUGAACAAUCUGAUUAGUAAGACUAUCGAGCUGUUCGUGAUGAUGUAAUAAACUCCCUAAUGCAUGCUUUUUAUAUGGGUUAAAGGGGAACGCUUCCAGUUUUACACUCUU
Messenger RNA from Sinocyclocheilus rhinocerous, 1436 nucleotides. Its product is annotated as deoxyhypusine hydroxylase. Gene Ontology annotation, molecular function: deoxyhypusine monooxygenase activity. Gene Ontology annotation, biological process: peptidyl-hypusine biosynthetic process. The transcript is spliced from 6 exons. Bases 176 to 1033 code for a protein of 285 amino acids. The record is from RefSeq and is a predicted model, not a curated record. NCBI's taxonomy places the organism in Eukaryota, Metazoa, Chordata, Actinopteri, Cypriniformes, Cyprinidae.